GGGGGAUCUGGGGGGUUUUGGGGGACCCGGGGUUUUCGGGAGCCCUUGGAUGGCGGAAGGACGUGGUGGGCUGGGGUGCCGCUGUGGGAUCGCGGCCCCAGUUCACGGCUGCCGUUUUAUUUUUUUUUCCUUCAGUUUCAGUGGGCUGGAACCUAUUAACGACUUUUAUCCCUAGCGAGCUGCAGGAUCUCCAAGCGGAACACUUCCAGCACUGACAGCAAGCUGUGGAUUUUAAUGACGGUGCCUAUCACUCUUUGCCCUCAGUCACCCGUCUGUACACCAGAUAAUGUUUAAUAAAAAGGAAGUCCGCUGUGGCCACUCGUUUAGAAAAUAACGCCGCCUCCCCUCGCCUCGCGGCUGCGCUUCCUGCCCUGCCCCGCCGUACCGAGGUUGCCGUUCGGGUGUCGGACGUUCCCCUGAGGGGCGGCGGCAGCCGCCGCUCCCGGCCCGCCUCUCCCCCCUCAGGGCCCGCAGAGGCGCUGAGGGGGCGGCGCGGAGCCCCCCGUUCCCCCGCCGCUUCCCUCCGGCCCCGCCUUCCCGCCGCUGAAUCCACCGCCGAGCCACGGAUCGCGGUGCCGAUCGAUGCUCUCGCCUCGCUGCCCGCGCGGUGGGACGCACCACCCCGGGGGCGGGUACCGGUACCGGGGCCGCGCCGCCCCCGCCCCCCCGGGGUGCCGGUUCCUCACGGGAGAGAAGAGGGGAGGGGGGCACCGCCGCUCCCCGUGUUGUGUUGGUUUUGUUGUUGUUUGUUUUGUUUUGUUUUGUUUUGUUUUGCCUUGUGCCCGCCCCCCGAGCAGGGCGGCCCGGGGCCAUGGAGCGCGCGUUCACGCCGCUGGAUUGCCUCCUGCCCGCCGGAAACCUGAAGUUUUGCCUUGUGAUUCUGAACCAGCCUUUCAACAUAGGCCAUUUUCAUUGUCUGUGGAGCAAAGCUGCACUGAGAGCUUGUGCUGAUGGAGGUGCCAAUCAUCUCUAUCACAUCACGGAAGGAAACCAGGACAGCUACUUGCCUGAUUACAUCAGUGGUGAUUUUGAUUCCAUUCAGCCUGAAGUCAAGGAGUACUACAAGGUCAAGGGAUGUGAGUUAAUUGAGACCAUGGAUCAAGACCUCACAGAUUUCACCAAGUGCCUUCAGAUACUCCAGAAAAAGAUAGAAAAGAAAGGCCUCCAGAUUGAUGUGAUUGUGACUUUGGGCGGACUUGGAGGACGCUUUGACCAAAUAAUGGCAUCAGUGGAGACGCUUUUUCAUGCAACAAAUAUCACUCCUUUUCCAGUCAUUGUUAUCCAGGACUGCUCGCUGAUUUACCUGCUUCAACCUGGCAAGCACCGGCUGCGUGUGGACACGGGACUGGAGGGCGCCUGGUGUGGCCUCAUCCCCAUCGGGAGCCCCUGCGAGAGCGUGACCACAACGGGCCUCAGGUGGAACCUCGCUAACCAGCUGCUGAAGUUUGGAACACUCGUCAGUACUUCCAACACCUACGAUGACUCCGGGAUUGUGACCAUUGAGACUGACAAGCCUUUGCUGUGGACAAUGGCUAUCAAAAGAUAAGAUCAGCGACAGCUGCCCUUUCUGAUCCGACUCAAAUUACACUGCAAAAUCUUGCUGAGACAGUAAAGCUGUCCGAAAGAUAGAAGCAGGCCCUGAUUUUAUGUACUGAAUGAAAACCAAAUCUGAAAUAAAAGUCACUUGAGAUCAAGA
Tyto alba (common barn owl) is the source of this 1696-nucleotide messenger RNA. It is a transcript of the gene TPK1, whose product is annotated as thiamin pyrophosphokinase 1. Gene Ontology annotation, molecular function: ATP binding; thiamine binding; thiamine diphosphokinase activity. The record is from RefSeq and is a predicted model, not a curated record. The transcript is spliced from 8 exons. The coding region runs from base 812 to 1546 and encodes 244 amino acids. NCBI's taxonomy places the organism in Eukaryota, Metazoa, Chordata, Aves, Strigiformes, Tytonidae. Gene Ontology annotation, biological process: thiamine metabolic process; thiamine diphosphate biosynthetic process.